GCCACUGAUCUUUUCCAGUUCUUUCAAGUUGGAAAACACAAUAAUGCUUUCUUUCAUAUCAUUUUCUCAACCAACAGACGCUAAUCACUAUGGCUCCACACGACACCACCCAGACGUCGAACAUGACUCAUUGAUGGACUUGGAUGAUGACUUGGGGGGGUCGAGGUUGACAUGCCCAGGCGAAUUCAUCACUUCAUCACAGACCUUCAUGCGCGGGCAUGGGACGUAUGUAGAUCAAGACGAAGUCAUUGCUUCCGUAGCGGGUACCAUCGAGCGGGUCAAUAAACUUGUGACAGUCCGUGCGAUCCGUUCAAGAUAUAACCCCGAAGUUGGCGAUCUUGUCGUCGGUCGAAUAACGGAAGUACAACCACGUAGAUGGAAAGUAGACGCACACUCGCGUCAAGAUGCUAUCCUCAUGUUAUCUUCAGUUAAUUUACCCGGAGGGGUACAGCGCCGGAAACUCGAAAGCGAUGAACUUCAAAUGCGAAACUUCUUUGAAGAAGGUGAUCUAUUGGUUGCCGAAGUCCAAGCUUUUUUCUCCGAUGGAGCAAUGUCCUUGCACACGAGAUCUUUGAAAUAUGGCAAGCUGCGGAACGGCCAGUUAAUAAUAGUCCCACCAAUCUUGGUUCGACGUCUGAAGUCGCACUUCAUCAGCUUACCCUGCGGUGUUGACCUGAUCUUGGGAUUAAACGGUUACAUAUGGGUGAGUAAACAUGUGAAAGAUAUUGACCAAGGAGAACAGGGACUUGACGCCGA
Messenger RNA from Serpula lacrymans var. lacrymans S7.9, 756 nucleotides. RefSeq lists its product as uncharacterized. Gene Ontology annotation, molecular function: RNA binding. Gene Ontology annotation, biological process: nuclear polyadenylation-dependent rRNA catabolic process; poly(A)-dependent snoRNA 3'-end processing; CUT catabolic process. Gene Ontology annotation, cellular component: cytoplasmic exosome (RNase complex); nuclear exosome (RNase complex). NCBI's taxonomy places the organism in Eukaryota, Fungi, Basidiomycota, Agaricomycetes, Boletales, Serpulaceae. The transcript is spliced from 5 exons. The annotation marks the transcript as partial. The record is from RefSeq and is a predicted model, not a curated record.